CUUUAAUCUUACCGACAACAAAACAGAUUUGGUUGUUUAAUUUAAUUCUUUGUAACGAGAACUAAUCAAUGGAUUAAUCCCUUAUUCCUGUUGCAGCCAAAAAUCCAAUGUCCAAGAAUAGCACCUGGAUAAAGGAAAAACUGCAGCUCAAGCUGUUCCCACUGCCCCCAAAAGAUUUGGGGUGUUACUCAGUGCCAGCUAUAAGCCAACCCAGAUCAUACAGUAAAUCAAUACCAGACAUAUUAGAAUGUCCGGCAACAAUAAUUUAUUGCCAUUGAUCGGCUGGCAUCAACCCCCUCUUCACCCAAUCGCCCCAGUUACCCAAAAUCAAGAUCACCAAAUAUUUAUUUUUAUUUGAGGAUUACAACAAAUAUUUAAUUCACCGACUCAAUCAAUACACCUGAAUCUCAUCAAAACCAAGACGCACACAAGGCAUACGAUUCCAUAACGUGCUUUGUCUCUUCAUUUCUCUCUCUAUAUAAUCUUAGAAAUGUGUAUAUAUUAGCAUGGGGAAGUGCCCAAUAAGCUUGUGUAAGCAAUAACAAUGGCAACUGUUGCUCAAAGAGCUCCGUUAGUAUGCCUGUGUGCCUUAAUCAUAUAUGCAGUGGUGGAUCUGAAGUGGGUGUAUGGUGCAAAUGUUUCAUAUGAUCAUAGAUCUCUUAUUAUUGAUGGCCAGAGGAAACUGCUCAUGUCAGCUUCCAUUCAUUAUCCUAGGAGCGUACCUGCAAUGUGGCCAGAUUUGAUUGCGAAAGCCAAGGAAGGAGGAAUUGAUGUGAUCGACACUUAUGUGUUCUGGAAUGGGCAUGAACCUAAAGAAGGCACCUAUUACUUUGAAGACCGUUUUGAUCUGGUCAAGUUUGUGAAGAUUGCUCAGCAGGCAGGGCUUUAUGUGAAUUUGAGGAUUGGUCCGUUUAUUGCAGCCGAAUGGAUUUUUGGAGGGAUACCAAUUUGGCUUCAUUAUGUACCUGGGACAGUUUUUCGAACAAAUAAUGAGCCUUUUAAGAGAUACAUGGAAAAAUUCACUACAUAUAUUGUCGAUCUGAUGAAGCAUGAGAAACUUUUUGCAUCACAGGGUGGUCCUAUAAUUUUAUCACAGAUAGAAAACGAGUAUGGUGAUAUGGAAAGUAAUUAUGGAGAAGGUGCAAAGCCAUAUGCAAUGUGGGCAGCAAAGAUGGCCUUGUCACAGAAUAUAGGUGUGCCUUGGAUAAUGUGCCAACAAUAUGAUGCUCCUGAUCCAGUGAUAAAUACUUGCAAUCAGUUUUACUGUGAUCAGUUUACGCCCAACUCUUACAGUAAGCCUAAAAUGUGGACAGAGAACUGGCCUGGUUGGUUCAAAACUUUUGGGAGUCGUAAUCCUCACAGGCCACCUGAGGACAUUGCAUUUGGUGUAGCUCGAUUUUUUCAGAAGGGGGGAACCUACCAAAAUUAUUAUAUGUAUCAUGGAGGAACCAAUUUUGCACGUACAGCUGGGGGGCCAUUCAUCACAACGAGUUAUGAUUAUGAUGCUCCUAUAGAUGAAUUUGGAUUACUAAGACAGCCAAAAUGGGGCCAUCUCAAAGAAUUACAUGAAGCAAUAAAGUUAUGUGAUUCUGCACUACUGUACGGGGAGGAAAAGAAUCUGUCCCUUGGCCCUUUACAGGAGGCAAAUGUUUAUACUGGCCAAGGAGUUUGUGCAGCAUUCCUUUCCAACUCUGAUGAAGAGCAUGAUAAAGAUGUCAUCUUCCAAAAUAAAUCAUACCAUCUACCUGCUUGGUCUGUAAGCAUUCUUCCAGACUGCAAGAAUGUGGCAUUUAAUACAGCAAAGAUUGGAGUGCAGACUUCUAUUGUAGAAAUGCAGUCUAUAGAUAUGAUGUCCGCAAAUUCCUUGCUGGAAGAAGAAUCAAAUGCAGCAAUACAUUGGGAGACAUUCAAGGAAAAAGUUGGAGUUUGGGGAAAUGAUGUUUUUACUACUAACACCCUUAUAGACCAAAUUAAUACAACAAAAGACACCACUGAUUAUUUGUGGUACACAACAAGUCUGCAGGUUGAUGAAAAGGAACCAUUUUUUAGUAAUGGGUUGCUGCCAGUGCUAAUAGUUGAGUCAAGGGGACAUGCAAUGCACCUCUUCAUCAAUAAUGAAUUUAUAGGAAGUGCAUCAGGGAAUGGGGAUGAUAUCACAUUCAAGUAUGAAAAAGCUAUUCAUUUAAGGGCAGGAAAAAAUGACAUUGUUUUCUUGAGCAUGACAGUGGGUUUACAGAAUGGUGGACCACAUUAUGAUUUUGUGGGAGCAGGCAUUUCCAAGGUCAAAUUAGAAGGCUUUCGAGAUGGAUCAAUAAACUUGUCCACAAAUGAUUGGACAUAUCAGAUUGGGUUGAAAGGUGAACAAUUGAAUCUUUAUUUAGAGAGUGGAGUGGGAAAUGUGCAAUGGGAAAAAGCUGCCAGUCCUCCUAAGAAUCGAGCUUUGACGUGGUACAAGGCUAGAAUAAAUGCUCCACCAGGAAAUGAUCCUGUAGCUUUGGAUAUGUUAAGUAUGGGUAAAGGCCAAGCAUGGUUAAAUGGUCGUAUGAUUGGAAGAUACUGGCCAAUAUCUAGCUCCCCUUUUGCGGGUUGCCCAAGUAAAUGCAACUAUAGAGGAAAAUUCCUUCCAAACAAAUGCAGUACAGAUUGUGGCAAUCCUACACAGAGAUGGUAUCAUGUUCCAAGGUCUUGGUUUAAUCCCACAGACAAUUUGCUCGUACUUUUUGAGGAUAAAGGAGGUGAUCCAACUCAGAUCAGAUUUGUUAAAAGAGAAGCUAUAAAACUAUGUGGCCUCAUUUCUGAGGCACAUCCUCCACACCUUAAAUAUUGGAGGAAAACAAUAACCAAUAGCAUAGAGCUAGAAAAUACAGCCAGACCAACUCUUAACCUUCAGUGUCCAGAGGGAAGUCAGAUUUCAUCCAUUAAUUUUGCGAGCUUUGGCAAUCCUCAAGGAGCCUGUGGAGCUUUUGAGAAGGGCAGUUGUCAUGGAGUUCAGUCUUCUUCCAUAGUACAGAAGGACUGUAUUGGAUGUAAGUCUUGUUCAGUGACACUCUCAGUAGAGAAAUUUGGAGAGGAUCCAUGCCCUGGGGCUUCAAAAAGUUUAGCUGUUGAAGCUUACUGCAGCUGAUAUAAUUUUCUUCAUUCGACCAGUAACAGCCUGAGUAGAUUUUAAUUUUGUUUGUUGAAUUGAUUGAUUGAUGCAAUCAUUCCAUUUUAAUUUUCCUACAAUAAUGUGAACAUUAUUCUCUGGGCUGUGAAUAAAGCUGACAAAAAAUUUCACCUCA
Molecule: messenger RNA, 3281 nt
Organism: Cryptomeria japonica (Japanese cedar)
Lineage: Eukaryota; Viridiplantae; Streptophyta; Pinopsida; Cupressales; Cupressaceae
Product: beta-galactosidase 10
Exons: 19
Coding region: 545-3124 (859 amino acids)
Biological process (GO): carbohydrate metabolic process
Cellular component (GO): vacuole; cell wall
Molecular function (GO): beta-galactosidase activity; carbohydrate binding
Source: RefSeq, a predicted model, not a curated record